AUGUUGUUCUUACUAAAGGACAUAGAAACUCUCGCUGGGUGGGUUGGCAACUACCUCACCCGGUCGUCUGGUGUAAAGGUUGUCUUCGAGUCCGCCAUUGUUCCCAAAUGGAGGGGCGGAGUCAUCACCUUCAAAAACGUCUUUGUGUCACGGCGGCCCGGCCAGGGAAGGGGCAAUGUCAGCAAAGGAUCAUCCAAGACGGCGGCGGCGGCAGCGGCAGCAGCCGCUUUGAGCGACCAGCCCACGGCCGAACUAUAUGAUCAGCGAGCUCAUUCAGAGGAAGAAGAAGAUACUAAUUAUACACAGUUCGACGUUUCAAUUGAGACGGUAAAUGUGACCUUGUCAUUCACGCGCUGGUUAAACGGCAAAGGGCUCUUACGCGAUGUUGAGGUGCAAGGUGUACGAGGUGUGGUUGAUCGCAGAUCGGUAUAUUGGUCGGAUGACACCCUCGACCCCAAGUCAUAUCGGCACGAGCACAAUCCGGGAGAUUUUGAAAUCGAUUCUUUCAGAAUGAGUGACUUGCUCGUCACCGUGUAUCAACCCAAUAACUUUAGACCGUUUUCUGUCAGCAUAUUCUCGUGCGAUCUACCGCAGUUACGGAAACAAUGGCUGUUUUAUGAUUUUCUGUCGGCCAACAUGAUGUCAGGAUCGUUUGAUAAUUCCUUGUUCACGAUCCAUCCACGCCAAACCCACAGCUUCACAGGCGCACAACUUGAUAAUGGGGCAGAAGAGGAUGGGAAAAGUCCGUGGAAGAAACAUAGCAGGAUACGCAUCGAUGCGUUAAAUAUCGAUCACCUUAAUCGCGGAGUACAGGGCCCGUUUGGGUGGAUCCAUGAGGGCAAUGUCGACAUUGUUGCCGACAUCAUGUUCCCCGCCGAGAACUAUGAGAGCCUUGCAAAGGUAAUGGCCGAUUUCUACGAUCGAUUGGAGGCCACGGUUACCUCGAAUCGAUAUGACAUAAAGUCAGUCGAGUCCAACGAAGCCGAGUCAAUGCACGAUAGGCGCUUUCUAGUUAUGGACUUACGAUUGCAUCUGAACAACGUCCGGGCUGUUGUUCCCAUAUUCACACGAGAACUUUCCUAUAUCAAUAAUGCGCUCAUCCGUCCCAUUGUCGCUUACAUCAACUCGCGACGUACAUUCAUUCCUGUCAACUGUCGCCUUGUCAAGAGAGUGGGAGAUUUUGACGGUAGUUGGACCCCGUUCGAUAGCGGCCUUAUGGACGAUCUUUCGGCAUCUGUAUACGAUGCAUUUGCUCGUGAUGUCGUUGAUGAGCAAGCGCGCAAGCGACGCUUCAAGAAGGUCGGCUUUUGGUCGCUUCAAUUGGCUGCCCAGGCGAUUUUCAUGGGAAUGGCUGGCAAUAUAGCCUAA
Aspergillus calidoustus is the source of this 1368-nucleotide messenger RNA. Lineage: Eukaryota; Fungi; Ascomycota; Eurotiomycetes; Eurotiales; Aspergillaceae. The record is from the annotation of a GenBank genome assembly.